Molecule: messenger RNA, 1206 nt
Organism: Lodderomyces theae
Lineage: Eukaryota; Fungi; Ascomycota; Pichiomycetes; Serinales; Debaryomycetaceae
Product: GPI-anchor transamidase
Exons: 1
Coding region: 1-1206 (401 amino acids)
Biological process (GO): GPI anchor biosynthetic process
Cellular component (GO): endoplasmic reticulum membrane; mannosyltransferase complex
Molecular function (GO): alpha-1,6-mannosyltransferase activity; GPI mannosyltransferase activity
Source: RefSeq, a predicted model, not a curated record
AUGCCACGUCAUUCACUAUGGAGUCUACUACGUUCGUUCCUUACCCUUAAGCUAAUCCAAUUGGCUAUAAUAUACUUUGCUCCAUCUCGGUUUGAUACCUCCUCGCAAUUGAUCAUAGACGAGUUGGCAAGUUCACCAUCUACAGCUUCUCCCUAUAAUGGAAUAGUUACCUCCAUUUUGAAUAAAUUAAUUACUUGGGAUUCGGUAUAUUUCAAUGACUUGUUUGUAAACGAGAUUGCUUAUGAACAUCAAUUUGUGUUCUGUCCUGGGUGGAUCAAAUUGAUUUCGUUACUACCGAGUGACAAUUAUUAUCAACUACAAAUGUGGAGUAUCUUGAUUGCCAACGCUUGUCAUUUUGCUUCAGCUUUGGUCUUGUAUUGCUUGAGCAAAUUGACGUUUGAUUCUCGAACCAGCUACAUUGCUAGUCUAAUGAUGAUCAUAUCGCCAGCCGGCGUGUUUUUAACUACAAAUUAUUCCGAGAAUUUGAGCAAUUUGACUACCUUGUUAGCUCUUUACUUGUACUACAGGGCAAUAGAGUUUAAUAAUGUUGCAACUAGGAGCAACAAGUCGGUCAAAAACGUUUACAUGUAUUUAUUAAGUGGUAUUGUUUGCGCAUUUGGCUUUACGGUCAGAGCAAAUUCACUAUUACUAGGCGUCUUGUACUUGUUGGACUUGUACGAUUUUAGCAUCAUUGAACAAGACUGGACAUCAAGUAUACUGUCCAUAAUCACCGGGUCUGUACUUGGAGCUACUCUUGUUGGUCAAAACAUACACCACUACCUCACCUUUUGUCCACAGAGACAAGGCUGGUGUUUAAAUAGAUUCCCAAGUCUAUUUCUGUAUGCACAAUCACACUAUUGGAGUAAUGGGUUCUUAUCAUACUGGUCGUUGAACAAUGUACCCAAUUUCAUCCUCGUUGCGCCGGUUUUGAUAUGGAAUUGCUAUUCAGUGAGCUCAACGUGGAAAGUUCUUCCUCAGUAUCGAAAAUUAUUACCGCUAGUCGUGUUGAAUGCCCUGAUAAUCAUUGGCGGGGUAUUCUUUUGGAACGUGCAGAUUUUGAAUAGAAUCACCAGUUUUUCGCCUUUGAUUUACUGGACUUUGGCCUGGAGUUAUGAUGAGCCUUGGUUUAAGUAUGUUUUGGGGUAUAUUUUGGUUUGGAAUUUUGUACAAACUGCGUUAUUUGCCGCAUUUCUACCACCUGCGUAG